UUUGGAGUUCGAUUCGGAAAUUAGCACGUGAUUUAUGCAUGAACAAUUUUGGUCGUUAUUAGAAGUUCAUGACUGUCGUUUUAUUUUGUAAACUAGUGUAAUUAGACAGUCGUUAUUUCAUACGAUCCGGGUCGCCUAGUAAUAUUAAAGUUAUCCCAUUUAACAUCAUUUUUUUUUUUUUACUAAAAGCUGUAUCCUUAUUGCAAUGUAGGGUAAUGAAUAGUUUUGAAUUUUAUGGUAGAGUUAGAGCAGCAGGUGAUCCGGUGGCUGAUCCUACUACAUAUUUACAUAUAUUUUACCCCGCAUCAGUUUCCUCCACUAAGUUAAAAGCAAAAUUCCAACCAUUCUCACAGGUGCAGUUCCGAAAAAAACAACUGAAUUACUAGUGAAACCAAGAGCCCAUCCUUUCCCGAAGCAUGCCGAAAGUGAAUGCAACACGCCAUCCUUGAGCAAGGUGCAGUGCUUGGUGGCGGUAGGCAGUGUCAGAUCGCGCAACGAACCGGUGAUAGUGCAUUACAUUAGAUAGAAAAUAAAAUAUUCUCCAACAUUUCUCCACAAAACCUCACAUUUAAUCGGUGGUCGUCGGUGAGCUUGCGCCAAGGGGUGCCUCCGGACGGAACGGAAGUUAUCAAUCAAUCCCGGACACUACUGGGCGCCACACUCCUCUGAUGGUAGGAAGGAGUGCCACCACACGGGCGAGAAGCGAGACCUUGUUGGUGCCGGGACGCGAGAGAAGAGUUUAAAACGUAAAUUAGUGCAACCGAAGUGCGCUCGCGAGUGAUAACUUUUGUGCUGGUUUGUGGUUUGGGGGCAUCGUGUGAGUGUGGGACGGAGCCUGUCUUUCCAAGGAAUUCGUUUACCGUGUCUGGUGGUCGACGAUGGAUACCUAAAAUAGACUUGCGAGAUGGCUGACGACGUCAGGGAUUAACAGUGCAGCAGACUAGCCCCCCCUCGGCAACGGGCGCCAACCGCCGCCGGUAGUACUUGUGCCUCAGCGCCAUGCCAUGGGUAUGAACAUGUUCAGCCGGAAUGAUGAGCGCUCAAACGCAACAGCCUCAGCUGGACCGUCGUCGUCGCGAUCGCGGUUCGACUACUACUACAACACCACGUCAUCACCGUCAUCAUCGGUGGAAAAUCAAGCUUACUCCGACAACCAGACCAGCCUGUUUGGCGAUCCGGUCCUACCGGCCUCUCGCCAUGCGGAUCUGCUCGAGGGAGGCGAUCUGUACCAGAACCUCAAGAACAACAUCGAGCUGUACCACUCGAAGUUGUACAACGAGCAGGAGAAACAACGGCAGGCCGAGCGCGACCGGAUGUUCAAUCAGUUCACCACUCAGCGGGGGUCGUCUUCGGCCACGACCAGCAGCAGUGGAGCGAAGGCCUCGCUCAGCAAUAUCAACGUGACCAACCAUGGGGAGGAUCCGGUGCGAAGGUUUCAACGAACACGGUCCGCCAACUUGGGACUGGAUGCGAUUGGAAACAGACCCACUCUUCAGGACAUGGACCUUCUGAAGCACAACGAUUGGAUCAACUUUUCCGAGUAUGAGUACAACGACAGCCUGAUCCCGAAGACUUCGCAAGCGGUGGUCGAUGUUCAACAGUUCGCCAACAACAACUUGAACCGCACGAUCGAGAAUGGUGUCUUCCAGAACCCACGGGCAGCAGCCCUGAAGGCCCGCCGUAACUCUAUGAGUGACAAUCUGUACGCCGCCCCAUCCACCAUCAGCGGGUACGAAGUAGUGGACAAGUUGAAACCAUCCACGUUUACCAUUCUGGGUCACGGCGGUGCGGACCCUCGGCUAUACGAUGGUUCCUCAAUGUACCUGGGAGGGUCGGACAUUGCCAACUCAGCGGACGCCAUGAGCGAGUUUGAACGGAUGGUCCGGUAUCACAAGCUCGACGCAACCAAGCCUAUUCUCACGGAUAAAAUCACAACCGGGUCCAAUUUUAGAGUUCCCGACGCACGCCAACACAAGAAGCCUGCAUUUACAAUCAUCAACGAAAGCCUGCCCAAGUCGAACUCAUUCGACACCUCAACGGGACCGUUCCUGCCCUACUCAGCCAAACAACAGCUGCCCACGACGCGUAUUCUGUCCGCCAGCUCUGUUGGACACAGUGCCUUCCUCAAUAGCCGCGGUCAUCACUUGAGCAUGGCAGCCGAAGAUCCGUUUUUAGCGUACCAGCGUCGGUUCAGCAAUGCUUCACAGGUUUCGCCUGCGCGAUCGACAGGGAAACGGCGAAAAUCCGUAUCGAAGAAAAGCGCCGGAACCGGCAAAAAAUCCAAAAGUAAAGCAGCCACCGUUAACGUUCCGAAUCCCAACCGAAAGCAACGGGGAGUGCUCGGGAUAUUCAACCGAGGAACUCCGUCACCUACCAAACAACCAAACCAUGCCAAAAGUGCCAAACUAGAAAUUACCGGAGCAUCCGAUGACGGACAAACGUCAACCACGCCGACUGAAACGACCGACGUGACCGAAAUUCCCGAACAUCAGCUACGACAUUUGAAGAUGUUCUCCUAUAAACCUUUUGCCCUAAGGCCGACACUGUCUCCCGUGGCCGAUAAGAGUUCGAUGGAAAACUCGCAAAUCGACCUGAAGGACACUUCACCAGCCAAAGAGAAGGGUGGGUACCUCCGAACGCCCGUGUUCAACAUCCGCGGGCUAUUGUCCCCAGGAAGAUUCAAGGGCAAGGGCGAAUCGCCUACCAAAGAAAAGGGAGGCCUGGCGUCCGUUGGCGCAGCCAUGAACGCAGCCAUGGCUGCUGCAGCCGUAGGAGACAUGAAACGUGCGGAUAGCAAAGAACGACAGGAACCACCGAAGCGAAGGGGAUUCAAUCUAGCCCGAGCCAUCAUAGACUACGGCAAAAAGUCCGACCAGGAAGAGGAGAAAAAAGCUAAACCGGAACCUGCCCAAACAAAACCGGAAGUCAAACGAGACGGUCGUCGGAAAGAUUCCGAAGGAAAUCGAGUGAAAGACAAGAAGGAUAGUCCAAAAAAGUCGACUCCGAAGAAGAAAGGCAAGGCGAAACCAACGGCGAAAAAGGGUGGCGCGAAAGACGACUAUGAUGACUAUUACUACGAAGAAGAUGAGAAACCUAAACGAGGAAUGUUGCGAGGAGCGUUGAAUCUUGCUUCGAGUUUGAGAGGGGGCAGUAAGAAAGGUACGACGAAGGAACCACCAGGGAAGGCCACUCGAGUAGCCAGUGCAAAACGAGGUGGGCAGAGAAGUGCAACGAUGGGCGCAGGAAGUAGGGUAGCCGCCGGAGUCAAAAGUGGGAAAGCCAGCGAAAGGACGAGUCAGCGACCGGGAGAAAAGAGUGCAAAGGUGGUGCCGAAAGGUGGUGCGACUCCAAAGUCGGCGUCUGGGCCGAAAGGCAAAACACUGAGACGAAGCAGUUCGACUAGCGCGUUGAAUGUAGAUAGCGUUAAGAAAUUGAAUCGACUGUAUGAGAAGAAUGCAAAAGCGGGCGAUCGUAAUGGGAAGAUGCUGAAGGGAGACAAAAAGUCCCGACAAUCAACCGACAGUCUGCUGAAAAAGGCUGAUAGUAGAGGAGAAUUGAAACAAAAGACUGGAAACAAAUCAGCAACAGAGAAGGAAAUCGUCAAACGGGACUCGGAAAAGUCCUUAAAGAAAAGUGAUAGCAACAAGUCAAUAUUGAAGUUGGGCAAAAAGAGUGAUUCGAAGGGAUCUCUCCAUGGAAAACGAUCCGAUUCGAAGACCAGUCUUCAUCAGACUGAAGCAAUGGCAUCGAUGGCUGCAAGUUUGCCAGCGGCAGCCAUGGAUCAUGCGUCGAACCACAAAUCAGACGCAGAAUCUUUGAAAGCUGCCUUAAGCACUUUAAAUGACGCACCCGCUGAUAGCGGAAUGAGAUCUGCCAAGGUUACGCCCACACCCAGCAAGAAGCUGCAAAGCAAGGGCUCCUUGCUUAGUUUACUAAGUUUAAGAAGCACAAGCCGUAAACCACACGACGUCGAAGCUGGAGUGGCAGAUUCCGGUGGAAAAGAUUCCCGCCCCGGUACGGCCCAAACUGGGGUGGGACGACUGAAAUCGGCAUCCGUGAGAAACAUGUCUGCGAAACCAGGAACUCCUACCGGAGCCGACGGAGAGUUCGGGUCUCAAGGCAGCAUCCGAGAGAAGCCGGGCAGUACCAAGCCUCAGCGGAGGGGUAUGCUGAGCAAGAACAACAGCACCAUCUCGAUGAAAAGCGUCGUCCAUGCGCGGUCGUUCAUCAACAUUCGGCCAUCGUCGAAAACCGACGACAUGAAGAAGAUCGAUUCGAUGCCGCAGAUGAGCAAGGUGCAGGAAGGUUCCCAAGAGCACGACGAUGGCGACGAAGGGUUGACCAUGGCAAUGAGGGGUGGAGGUGGAACCAUGACGACGACAUCGGCAACGCAUACGAUGACAGUGGCUGGAGUGGGAGAGGGGGAGAAAGUUUCCAAUGAGUACAACGAACAGCGCGCCAAAACGCAUUCACCAGAAACGGGAGGAAUGCAGGGUGGCGGUUCGAAGAUGAUGGGAAAUGAAUCAAGUGCCAACACCGACUCGAUAAUGAUGCAGCGACAUCAGGGCGAGGAGGAUAACAGUGACGAAUUUAACGAGACUGGAAAAUCGAAAUGUUGUACCUGCUGUGGGCCGUGCUGGACCAAGACGUGCCUUCCGUUUAAGCGCUGCUUCAGCUGUAGUUCCUGCUGUGGCCGGUGCCGUGGCAAAAGAGGCGGUGGUGGCGCCAGCAAUCCCCGUCCGAAGCCGAAAGCGGAAGCCAAGCCAAGCGGUCCGUCCUGUUGGCAACGGUUGAACUGCUGCCGCAGCUGUCGACGGUCGAAAACGUCCCCGGCGGAAGCGCAGCCCCCGGCGGGCACACCGAAGAAAUCCUGCUGGCAGUCGCUCAGCUGCUGUGCCAGCUGCCGGCGGAACAAAUCUCGAGAACUGGUGCCCCGGUCAUCGAUCGACAGCGAACCGGAAGAGAAGACCUCCCGAUGCCGGUCCUGCUGGAGCCGACUGCUGUGCUGUAGCCGAUUUCGGAAGAACGGAGGAAGCAAAGCGGUACAACGCCACAAGAUGCAGUCCGAACCGGCCGAGAUGGAAACGGUCAAGUGUUGCUUCUGCUGCAAGCGCACGCGACCGAAGAAGGAGGAGAAGCCCAAGAAACCGAAGCCGAAGGUCAAGUCGAGUUUCAAUUGUCUGAGUUGUUGCAUCAUGUGCUGUCCGAAGAAGGGCGACAAUGGCAGUCGGAGAACGAGUAACUUCAGCAAGAAGCAGAGUAUAGCUCCGACGAUACCACCAGAGGAUCUCCGGCCGAAAAUUGACAUGUCUCUGGUGGAGCACUCCUCCAUGAUGCGAGGCGCUAUUCCUGUACUUCCAAUUUGUUUGGCUUACUUUUGUUUGAUACUCAACGUUGUGAUACCCGGCUCGGGGACCAUCCUGUCCGGAGCGCUGUGCCUGUGCAUUGGAAAGCCACGGUUUUCUCAGCAUGACUCGAUCAAGGGUCGCAUUGGAUCGUUCAUCAUCAACUGUAUAGUGGGCGUGUCGCAGUGCUUCACCAUCAUCUUCUGCGUCGUCGGCUGGGGUUGGGCCAUCUGGUGGGGAACCAUCAUGGUACGGUUGGCAAAACAACACCAGAAGAUUCUGGAGAUGGAGGCCGCCCAGGCGGAAGGUGAAGAGCAAACGACCCUCUCCCAGCAGACGGGAGCUUCCAAUCCGCCCGUGGCAAUGGUUUCACAAAAUCACCGCCGAGACGUCGAAACGGGUCGAUAAAACCACUCAGCUUAGCCGUGAACCCCAACUACCUAUAAAAAGUGUAAUUCCUAAUCCUCACACCGCAAUCGAACCACACCAAACACACCGACACACACACACAUCCACUUUUACUAAAACUUGCACGAAACACCACCUUACUACCGUCUUCGACGAGUCUAUCCCGGAAAAGGAAGUUGGUCGCAUCCAGCUCCACAAGUGGACGUCGAUCCUAUUCGAGCAACAUUUUUGUAAUAUAUUUUUGGACGGCGGAACCGGAAGACGAAACCUGUGUAUCGACGAUUUGUCCAGAAGCAGAGCUUCGGCAGUCGAUUUUUUAUGUAUAACUUUCUACUGUUGAAAGCUUGUGUAAAGCUGCGUUUCCAGAAUGAGACGAACGAAACUUAAAAGAAUGAACAAACCAUAGAGUUUGUUAGAGAGAAUGGGAAAAAUAAAGUUAUGUCUUUUCACAUUUUA
Aedes albopictus (Asian tiger mosquito) is the source of this 6209-nucleotide messenger RNA. RefSeq names its product protein stum (gene stum). Gene Ontology annotation, biological process: proprioception; sensory perception of mechanical stimulus; taxis. The record is from RefSeq and is a predicted model, not a curated record. Gene Ontology annotation, cellular component: sensory dendrite. Lineage: Eukaryota; Metazoa; Arthropoda; Insecta; Diptera; Culicidae. The transcript has 10 exons. Bases 1005 to 5753 code for a protein of 1582 amino acids.